This is a messenger RNA of Entelurus aequoreus (snake pipefish), 954 nucleotides long. RefSeq names its product tectorin beta (gene tectb). Lineage: Eukaryota; Metazoa; Chordata; Actinopteri; Syngnathiformes; Syngnathidae. Gene Ontology annotation, cellular component: cell surface. The record is from RefSeq and is a predicted model, not a curated record. Bases 1 to 954 code for a protein of 317 amino acids. The transcript is spliced from 8 exons.
AUGUCACCUGUGCUAGAUUACAUGGUGGUGUCGUGUUUCCCCAACGCCAUCAUCGCCAACGUGCCCGAGUGUCCUUACGGCUGGGAGAUUGAGCAGCUGUCCCUGGGCGGCGUCUGCUCCAGCGGCGUGCACGGCUCGGGGUACUACCGCUUCCUCAUACCCGACCUGACGCCCAGGAACCACUCCUACUGCGGCACCCAGUCUGAGUACAUCCCAGGCAAAGACGCCAAGUACGUCUUCUACAACUGGGUGGUGUCCAACGACACGUCGCUGACUCUCCGGAACCAGCCGGUCAACUACACCUUCAGCUGCGUGUACCCAGCCUCCUACCUGGUCAACAACGCCGUCUUCAGCCAGAGAGUGGCGACCGUCUACGUCAACAACGGCACGUCGGGCACGUUUAUGUCCCAGUUGUCUCUGGGCGUGUUCACGAACGCCAAGUUCUUGUACGCCAAGGAGGCGCCCUACGUGAUCGACACCUCCGAGAUCGGCUCGGACGUCUUCAUCGGCGUGGAGGCCAAAGGACUCAGCAGCAGGUUCAAAGUGGUCGUCGCCAACUGCUGGGCCACGCCCACACCUUACUCCACCGACAGGAAGAGGUGGAGCCUCAUCAUCAACAGCUGCCCGUCCGACCACACGGUCAGCAUCUUCGAGAACGCCAAGGAGGGACGCUCCACCUUCAAGUUCCGCUCCUUCCGCUUCCAGGGCCAGGACAAGGUGUCCACGGUCUGGCUGCACUGCCAGGUCCACGUGUGCGACGGCGAGAGGCUCGUCUGUCAGGCCGGUCCGUGUCCGGCCAGCAGACUGGCAUGGAAGGCGGAGCCAAAGGGCGGGGUCCUCACAGCCGAGUUCUCCAUUAAAGGUGCAGUACGUCAGGAUGCAGCUUCUCCCGCCCUCCUGCUGCUCGCCAUCACAAACACGUGUCGCCUUUCACUCGCCGUCUACGUGGACUGA